CCAAGUUCCAAAGCACACAGUGACCCAGGGCUUUGAAAAAACACUGCCCAUAGGGUCAUCGAUCAACCGUGAGGACAAGGGGAAAACAAAUAAAAUUUAACAAAUAAACAAAAGGGAAGGUUAAAUUUCUCAAGGCUGGGUAGCGAUGACCACUGCAUUUAACAGCAACCAGGAGAGGAAGAAGAAGUAUGCCAUUCUCGGCGUCUCUUCUAUCUUGCUUGUGGCCAUGGUAGCUUGCGUGGCCGUCGGCAUAAACAGCGGCGCCGAAGUUGGCAGCGAAGGAUCAAGUGACAACCAUGUUACAAAAUCUCAAAAGAACGUAAAGGUCAUAUGCGAUUCAGUGGAAUACAAAGAGACAUGCGAGAAGAGUCUUGCCAAGGCCUCAAACGAGACCUCAGACAUGAAGGAGUUGAUCAAAGCCGCAUUCACCGCGACCGCAGAUGAGCUCCAAAACCAGAUAGUAAACUCCACCCUCUACCAAGAGUUGGCCAAGGACAACAUGACAAGACAAGCCAUGGACAUCUGCAAGGAAGUCCUAGGUUAUGCUGUUGAUGACAUUCACAAAUCUGUCCACACGUUGGACAAGUUUGAUCUUAGCAAGCUAGAAGAAUACGCCUACGACCUCAAGGUUUGGCUUGCCGGUACCCUCUCCCACCAACAAACAUGCUUGGACGGGUUUGUGAACACCACCACCAACGCUGGGCAAACCAUGGCCAAGGUUCUCAACACCUCUUUGGAGCUCAGCAACAACGCGUUGGACAUAGUGAACGGUGUGUCUAGUCUUUUCAAGGGUCUUAACUUGACAACUUUCACCACAAACACCCCCACCGCCGCCGCCAACAGAAAGCUUCUCGCUGAGGAUGGUUUCCCUUCAUGGAUGGGCCAAGCUCAGAGGGAGCUCCUUCAGGCUGGGCCUGGGAAUGUUAAGGCUGAUGUGAUUGUGGCUCAAGAUGGUAGUGGCCAAUUCACAACACUUACUGAGGCACUUAAACUUGUUCCUAAAAAGAACAGGAAGCCUUUUGUGAUUUAUGUCAAGGCUGGUAUCUACAAAGAGUAUGUUGAACUUGAUAAGAAAAAGGCCCAUGUCACUAUCAUCGGAGAUGGUCCCACAAAGACCAGAUUCACCGGCAGCAAGAACUAUGUUGAUGGUGUGCAAACCUACUUCACCGCGACCUUCAGUGUGAACGCUCCUGCCUUCAUGGCAAUGCACGUUGGGUUCGAGAACUCGGCUGGAGCAGAGAAGCACCAAGCUGUGGCACUGAGGGUGACAGCCGACAAGGCAGUGUUCUAUGACUGCCAUAUGGAUGGAUUCCAAGAUACCUUGUACGUCCAGUCCCAGCGCCAAUUCUACCGUGAUUGUGUAGUCUCUGGCACCGUCGACUUCGUCUUUGGUGACGCUGUGGGAGUUUUCCAGAAGUGCAAGUUCAUCGUGAAGAAGCCCCUGGAGAACCAGCAAUGCAUGGUGACGGCUGGCGGCAGAUCCAAGAUCGACAGCCCCAGCGCACUGGUGUUCCAAAGCUGCCACUUCACCGGUGAGCCCGGAAUGAACCUCGUGACCCCAAAGAUCUCGUACCUCGGAAGACCAUGGAGGUUGUACUCUAAGGUUGUGAUCAUGGACUCCCGCAUCGAUGACAUUUUCGUACCAGAAGGUUACAUGGCGUGGAUGGGAAGUGCCUUCAAGGACACAUGCUCCUACUAUGAGUACAACAACGUGGGACUUGGUGCUAACACUAUUGGUCGUGUCAAAUGGCCAGGUGUUAAGGUCAUCACUCCUCUUGAGGCUGAUGAUUUCUAUCCAGGAAGGUUUUACGAAAUCGCUAACUCAACUCAACGUGAUGCUUGGAUCCUUCAUUCCGGUGUGCCCUAUUCCCUUGGCCCACUUCCUCCUCCUAUUGGCUCAAACCCCAAGCCCUAAACCCAUCGACAAAGCUUGAUCACUCGAUGCAUGUUCUUCUAUGAACCGAAUAUAGAGACUAUAUAUAGCCAUCCCUGGUCCUCAUAUCCAUGCAUGCUAAAAUCCAACCACUUUGAUGACAUUUUAUUUAUGUCAUAAUUUAAGGAAAGUAAUGCAGUGGUAUAUUUGUUAAUAUUUAAGUUUCUCCUAUGAUUUAAUUUUCUCACAAUUGAUAGCUCCUUGCUCAUAGAA
Molecule: messenger RNA, 2146 nt
Organism: Lotus japonicus
Lineage: Eukaryota; Viridiplantae; Streptophyta; Magnoliopsida; Fabales; Fabaceae
Product: pectinesterase/pectinesterase inhibitor
Exons: 3
Coding region: 146-1915 (589 amino acids)
Biological process (GO): cell wall modification
Molecular function (GO): pectinesterase inhibitor activity; pectinesterase activity
Source: RefSeq, a predicted model, not a curated record